Urocitellus parryii (Arctic ground squirrel) is the source of this 2483-nucleotide messenger RNA. The record is from RefSeq and is a predicted model, not a curated record. Lineage: Eukaryota; Metazoa; Chordata; Mammalia; Rodentia; Sciuridae.
CUCGGCUCUCCUAUAAAAGGGCUGAGCCGCGCACUCCCCUCACUGGGGGUGUGGAGAGCAGGGGGGACCAUGGACUUUGUCAGCAUUCAGCAGUUGGUGAGCGGAGAGAGGGUUGAAGGGAAAACGUUGGGAUUUGGGCCUGAAGUUCCUGAUCCUGGAGGCUGGCCUACUGACUGGAGGCUGGGACUCCAAGAGGCUGUGGCCCGGGAGAAGCGAAAAUUGGAAGAAGAGAAGAAGAGGAAACUGGAAAGAUUCAACAGCUCCAGACUGAACCUGGAGACCGUGGCUGACUUGGAAAACUUAGUUCAAAGACGGAAAGAAAAGCGAUUGAGACUGAGACGCAGAGUCCCCCCCAGGGAACCUGAGCCCGUGGCUAAGUCGCAGCCCCAGGCCCAGCUGGAGCCUGUGGACCUGGAGAUGUUCCUGAAGGCAGCUGCUGAGAACCAGGAGGCCCUGAUUGACAAGUUCCUGACCGAUGGAGGGGACCCCAAUGCCCACGACAAGCUGCACCGCACAGCCUUGCACUGGGCCUGUCUGAAGGGUCACCUCCAGCUGGUGAGCAAGCUGCUGGCGGCCGGUGCCACCGUGGAUGCUCGGGACCUGCUGGACAGGACUCCUGUGUUCUGGGCCUGCCGAGGAGGACACCUGGACAUCCUCAAACUGCUGCUUAACCAGGGCGCCCGGGUCAACGCGCGGGACAAGAUCUGGAGCACCCCCCUCCACGUCGCCGUGCGCACGGGCCACUCCAACUGCCUGGAGCACCUCAUCGAGUGUGGAGCCCUCGUUGACGCCCAGGACAAGGAAGGGGACACCGCGCUCCAUGAGGCCGUGCGGCACGGCCACUACAAGGCCAUGAAACUGCUGCUGCUCUACGGGGCCAAGCUGGCCGUGCAGAACGCGGCCUCCCUGACGCCGGUGCAGCUGGCACGAGAYUGGCAGCAGGGCAUCCGGGAAGCGCUGCAGGCCCACGUGGGGCAUCCCCGCACCCGCUGCUGAGGCCCCCGACCUGUGGGUCCCUCACAGCCACCAUUCCGUCCCCCUCUCCCUGCAUCAGUGCUCUGCGGGCCUCGCCUUCAGUGGCAAUCCCCCUCGGGGCUCUGCUUCCUGUCAGAGCUGAGGGGCAGUCAGAGCCCUGCAGUGGAGAGACCCCAGCUUGUUGCAGGGUAGCCGCGUCGGCCACUAGGGCUGGGGCUGGGAAGGACUGAGGCAGAGGACCACAGACAGCUGCUAGCUGCCGUCCAGGCGAGGGCAGGAGGGCAGCGGAGCCCAGGGUGGGGCAGAAGCUGACGGGCCCUGGCCCAGCUACCAGGACUGGGCCUCAGGCCUCCUCAGUGUCCACUGUCCCCAGAGCAGGAGCCUGGCCCUCGCCUUCCUCCAGGGCCGGUCUCCUGCAGGUGGUGAUUCAGAUGUGGCCAGCAGCUGCACCCAGGACACGGGAGAGGCCACCGAGCCAGCCCGGCAGGCGUCCGGCAUUGGUGCAGCUGCCAGCUGCCCCUGGCGGGGUCUCCCGGGACCUGGGUCCUAUCAGCCGCAACCCUGGUAGGGUCCGAAGUGGCUCUAGGCACCUCGGGUCUUCCGGACUCUGGAGGCGGGUUCUGGUGGUUUGCAGGGCCCCUUGCAGGGCGACGCCCCGAAGAGCAGACGCCAGCACCCACCGGGUUGCUCAGAAGCCCAAGGCUGAGGUGCUGGAGCCACAGUCCAGGGAACCCGUGCCCUCCACCUCAGGGCCCCCUGGGGCCUGACUGCGCAGCGUUGGCGGCUGGCCGGUGGCCCUCCAUGUGGGCUGGAGAGCCUGGGCGCUGGGGCUUGUUUGUGGCCCACCCAACUCUUGGGGCGGUGGCCCACUCAACUCUUGGGGUGGUGGCCCACCCAACUCUUGGGGCAGUGGCCCGCAACCCUCGUGCCUGAGGCUCUCCCGCCCCUGGUCCUAGAGAGGCCAGACCAGGCCUGCAGCCGCAUCCACCCCCCCACCCCCUCCCCCCACUCAUCCCCACAGGGGUGCAUGCUGAAGCCAGCAUCCACURCAUUCCCACCUGCCAGCUGGUGGCCACGAGGGCCCCUUCCCCCAGGCUCCCGGGGCUCUGUUCCCAAGUUCCCCAGGGUGGGCCUGAGCGCUGGCAGGGCCGGCUCCUUAAUGCCAGAAAGCGGGUCCUAAAGAGCCCUGCCCUCAACUGGGAACCACAGGCUGAGGGCAGGGCUGGGACAACGCCUGGCCUCCUCGCGGUCCUGGCUGACCUCACAGGGCAGACAUUCAUUCUGCAGCGGUUAUGUUGACUUUCACUUUGGUGGCCUUCUCAGGCCAAGAACAAGACUAUGAUACUUGUGAAAGGCUGACUAGAGCCCCCCGGGGCCACACCCGUUCCACGGGCAGCUCCUGCCCCGUGCUGACAGCCAGCGCAYGCCCAGAUGCUGGGGCUAUGGGCAGACAGGCGCUGUAGACCAUGGCAGUGACAACUCCUCAUCUAGAAAAUGAGGACACUAAG